AAAUGCAACAAUGAUUUGGAUGAGAGACACAGUUACAUUAUCAUGGACACGGGUGUGAGUGGCGCAAUAUCACUCAUUGCCUCCAUCUCUGAACCUCAAUCUCGAAUCAGAAUAUGGGGACAUUGUUUUUCUUCCAUCCACCGAUUCCUCGUCUUCCACUCCCUUCCGUGUCAAAACCCAUUGCAUUCCCUCCUAUUUCUUGCCUCAGGAAUAAUGGAGAUGUCACUGGCUUUCAUGAGCACAAGUCAGAGGGUAAUAAAAAUGUGGACAUGUCCCAGACAAUAUCCAAUGAUGGCCGGAAUGUGAAACAAGAUAAUAUUUGGCAAUUGUUCAAGGAAGCUCAACAUAACAUACUGUACUUGAACGAACAACGUCUUGGGGCCAUUGAGGAACUUGAGAAAACCAACAGAGAAAAGCACUCGCUACUCAAAAAGAUAAAGAAAUUGGAAGCAGAAAAGCAGGCUGGUGCUGGUAAAGAUAACUUAUCAACUUGUUCAGAGUUGCUGCUUCGGAUAGAUGCCAUGGUCCUUAGCAGCAUGAUUAGCCCUGGAGAAGCAUCUGAAUUAAGAGGUUUGGUGAUUAACCACAAAGUGAGUCUGGCGGAUGUUUUUAAUGUCAUCUCACGCAAAAAAGAUCCCGAACUUCUAGGACAACUUCGUCACUUUUCACAUGGACACAAAAAGAAUGGUUUUCAUAUUGUUCACAUUUGCACAGAAAUGACGCCAAUGGUCCCUAGAGGAUCGGUAGCUUCAUAUGUGACUGGCAUAUCUCGUGCACUUCAAAGAAAGGGUCACUUGGUGGAGGUUAUAUUGCCAAAGUAUGCAAGUUUAAACCUCAAUGAAGUGCAAGGAUUGCGUGAAGUUAAUGUAGAGGCUUACUCAUAUUUUAAUGGUCAAUUGCAUGGAAAUAGAAUUUGGACUGGUGUUGUUUAUGGCAUUGGAGUCACUUUGAUUGAGCCAAAGUACUUUUCAUCAUUUUUCAAUCGCGAGAUGAUAUAUGGCUAUCCAGAUGAUUUUGAAAGGUUCUCCUACUUUUGUCGAGCAUCAUUGGAUUAUAUUGUAAAAUGUGGGAAGCAGCCUGAUGUAUUACAUCUUCAUAAUUGGGAGACUGCCAUAGUUGGGCCCCUUUUCUGGGAUAUAUUUGUUCAACAGGGACUUGGAGGAACCAAAAUAUUAUUUACAUGCCAUGGCUUCAAUUCACAGGGUAUUGAGCAACCAGAUAAAUUAGCCUUAUGCGGGCUUGAUCCUUUAAGACUUCAUCGCCCUGAUCGUUUACAAGACAACACUAACACACAACUUGUCAAUAUUUUAAAGGGUGGAAUUAUCUAUUCAAAUAAAGUUGUAAUAAUGUCUUCUAUCUAUCCAAAGCACAUAGUUAUUCGUAAUCUGAGUCUGGAACCUACUUUAAAUGAGCAUAGGGACAAGUUGGUCAUUGCUCCUUAUGGAUUAGACAGAUCAACUUGGGAUCCUUCAAUAGACUAUCUUCUUCCAGAAAAUUUCAAUGCUGAAAAUAUCAAUGGAAAAGCUGUUUGCAAAGUUUCAUUGCUGCAGCAGCUGGGGUUAUCUGAACAUUCUUCUAGUAUUCUUGUUGGAUUCAUUUUUCCGGAAGGACGAGACCCGGAUGUGAAAAGGCUGAAGGAAGUUAUCUUGAAUGCCAAGCAACAGGAUGUCCAGUUCGUAUUUUUGGGGACCAGUGAAAGAUCAGUCGUGAAUCAGACCCUUGAAUCACUUCAGAAGGAACUCAAGGAUGAUAAUCUUAAACUUUUUCCUACUUACGAUGAAGCUCUGUUGCAUUUAGUCUUUGCUGGAUCCGACAUCAUCUUGUGCCAAUCUUUGGUUGAUCCUACUGACGAAAUCCCUCUCAUAGCAUUAAGGUAUGGAGCAGCUCCAAUAGCACUUACCUCUGAUGCAAGCACAAACAGGGUGAUACCUUUUGAAAGGAACUUCAUAAACCAAGACCAUGAGGCUACCAUGUACUCAAAAUUGAUCAACUCUAGCUUUAUAAACAUGUCUCUCAGCCUUGCUGUUGAUGAAAUUAGGACUAAUCCUGCAGUGUGGAAACGAAAAAUAAUGCAAGCAAUGGCACAUGACUUAUCAUGGGAUGGUGAAUGCUACGAUCUUCAUUUUGCAGCUUACUCUGCUAUAAAGAAUAUGUGAAGUAUAUGUAAACAUUUUUUUUUGUUUAGUAACUUGAGAUAUGGCAGAAUAGUAUUCAUUAUUGUAGGUCAAUAAUGAAUUAGGGUAUAGGGUGAGAAAAGAAAAUCCGUCACAAUGAGAGUGAUGAAGGGGUUGGAAUGGAAGCAUAAUAUUACCCUGUUAAGGGGCAGAAUAAUGAAAUCUGGGUUGAAUAAAUUGAGUGAGUUUUGAAA
This is a messenger RNA of Vigna unguiculata (cowpea), 2368 nucleotides long. Its product is annotated as UDP-Glycosyltransferase superfamily protein. NCBI's taxonomy places the organism in Eukaryota, Viridiplantae, Streptophyta, Magnoliopsida, Fabales, Fabaceae. The record is from RefSeq and is a predicted model, not a curated record.